Molecule: messenger RNA, 2196 nt
Organism: Ustilago hordei
Lineage: Eukaryota; Fungi; Basidiomycota; Ustilaginomycetes; Ustilaginales; Ustilaginaceae
Exons: 1
Coding region: 1-2196 (731 amino acids)
Biological process (GO): mRNA cis splicing, via spliceosome
Cellular component (GO): spliceosomal complex; cytoplasm
Molecular function (GO): protein binding
Source: RefSeq, a predicted model, not a curated record
AUGCCGUCGUCAUCCACCUCGCUCCACGCCCGUGCGCCGCCAAGUUCCUCACGCGACGACCACGACUGCUCAGACCACAAGCGCCAACAUCGAUCCGACAUCGACGACCACCGCAGGAGCAAAGACCGAGAUACUUCAUCCAACCGUCGCAAACGGCAUCGUGAAGAUGAUGAUCGCGACCGUCGCCGCAGCAGCAAACAUUCUCAGAACUCUCGAUCGCAUCGCGAUGAUGACCGCCGAGACAAAUCGGAUCGCGAACAUCGUCGCAAAGACCGCGACCGAGACCAUGGCAGCUCAAGUCAUUUGAGGCAUGACAGCGAUAGGCAUCAAAACCACAGGGAUCGCUCUUUGAAGCGACGCGAGACUUCGGAAGAGCGUCGCAUCCGCAAAGCCGCCAAGCGAUCCGAGAAGCUCAAGCAGCUCGAAGAGAGUUUCAUUGACCAAGAGGAAGAAGAGGGUGCCGCACAGCGUACAGCAGUGGCUGAGCUAAUGAUGUAUUCUGCCGAGGACAAUCCCUUCAACGACCCCACUUUGGGUCAGAAGUUUAAGUGGGGCAAGAAGGAAGAGAAGGAGCGAAAGCAAGGCCUGUCUCGCGAAGAAGCAGAGAAGCGCGAUGCACAACGCAGGCAAGAAGCCAUGGCUGAAAUCGAAAAGCUCAACGCAAAGCGUGCUGAGCGAGAGAAGCAGGCUGCAUUGCGUGAGGAGGAGGAGGCCAGAAUGGCACGUCUCGCCGAAUCAGCACAGAUGGCAAGCUGGGUUGCAAAGGAAGACGACUUCCACCUCGAACAAGCGCAGCGUCGUGCCGUGAUCCGUGUCAAAGAGAACCGCGCCAAACCCAUCGAUCUUCUCAGCAUCAACCUCAAAUGGGCCGAUCCGAACAUCAUCGCCGAACAAGAACACAAGCACGACGACGACGACGACGACGAAGCAGGUCUCGAGAUCGACCUUGAGGAGCCCUACACCAUUUUUGAGGAUCUAACAAUCCAAGAGACUGAGGAGUUGCAUCAGGAUAUUCAGAUGUAUUUGGAGCUCGAGAAGAACGAUUCGCAUCGGGACUUUUGGAGAUCCAUGCUUAUCGUUUGCGAUGACAAGCUCGAGGAGCUCAAAGAAGAGCAAGAUCGCAGCAAAGGCGGCGCUGCAAGUGUGCACUUGCGGCAGGAUCCGGAAGAAAGAGGACGCAUCAACAGCAUGCUUGAGCCAAAGUCGACAGACGAGUUGCAGCAGCUUCAGGAUCAAGUACGAGCCAAGUUGGCAUCGGGAGAGCCUGUUGAUGUCGAGUAUUGGGAGAGGGUGCUCAAGUCGAUUGUUGUCUGGCGGGCCAAGGCUCGGUUGGGAGUUUUACACGAAGCUGUGCUGUCGAAUCGACUCGAAUACCUGCGACGAAAGCAGCGCGAUGAGGCGGUACGACAACAGCAAGAGCUUUUCAUCCAGACGGGCGAGGACUCUGUAGACGAGCAGCAGGAAGCGCUGGAUGCUCAAGACACAGCGAAAGCAAAAGCCAAUGCAGAAGAAGCAGCUCUCGAAGCGCUUUACGAUCCCGACGAGAUGGAACCCGCGGCCAUCGACCCCUCUCGUCUGAGCUACGAAGACGGUCGUCUAGCCAUCAAGACCCUUGGCGAAGACCUUUCAGAGCUUGUCGCCGCACGUCGCCGUGUCACGGACGAAAUCUUCAUCCCCAAGACUCGCUACAACGAUCUCGACCGAUGCUCCUCCUUCAACCCGGCGGACCGCAUGUUCAUCCAAGAAGCCAGCAAAGCUCUCGACGUCACGGAAGAAAUCAUGCCUACCGACGAAGCGCUCACCCAUGAAACGUAUCAAUGGCAGGACAAGUAUCGUCCGCGCAAACCGCGCUUCUUGAAUCGUGUCCAUACCGGGUUCGAUUGGAACAAGUACAAUCAGACACAUUACGACUCGGACAAUCCACCACCGAAAACGGUGCAGGGUUACAAGUUCAACAUCUUCUAUCCGGAUUUGAUCGACAAGAACGUAGCUCCGACGUACAAGGUGGUGAAGGAGAAGGGAGAGGAGCAGACGGUGUUGUUGAGGUUUAGUGCCGGUCCGCCGUAUGAGGAUGUUGCGUUUAGGAUUGUGAAUAGAGAGUGGGAGUAUAGUCAUAAGAGAGGUUUUAGGAAUACUUUUGAUAGAGGCCUUUUGCAGUUGCAUUUUAACUUUAAGCGCUUGAGGUAUCGCAAGUGA